Molecule: messenger RNA, 954 nt
Organism: Saccostrea echinata
Lineage: Eukaryota; Metazoa; Mollusca; Bivalvia; Ostreida; Ostreidae
Product: microfibril-associated glycoprotein 4-like
Exons: 6
Coding region: 1-954 (317 amino acids)
Source: RefSeq, a predicted model, not a curated record
AUGUAUUCUCGGAGAUAUGACAGAAACCUGGACUUUGACAAUAAAAAGUCUGAACACGAACUGUUAGGAGAGUACAAUUCUAUAUCAUUUAAUGACUGCGCAGAGAAGUGUCGAAAAGAGUGUGGCGUCUUUGGAUAUAAUGAUGGAUUGAUGAAGUGCCGGACCCACAAGAAACUUCACAAGACUUCAGUGUCUGAUCAGGCCGGCUGGAGAUAUUUUUUUCAUGAUUUUAUUCCUACAGAUUGUAAGGAUCUUCGGAAAGAUGGUCACACUAAUACAGGAGUGUAUGAAAUCUAUCCCUAUGGCACAAUUACCAGUCCUGUCAGAGUUUACUGCGAUAUGGAGACAAUGGACGGAGGAUGGACGGCAAUUCAGAAACGGGUAAAUGAAUCCCUGAACUUUCACAGGAAUUGGACAGAAUAUAAGAAUGGUUUUGGUUCACCGGAACAGAAUGUCUGGGUUGGAAAUGACGUAAUUCAUCAAUUAACAAAAGAAAAGGACUGUUUCCUAUAUGUGUCCAUCACUCUCCAGAAUGGUACAACGCUGUAUGAAAUGUACGACCUAUUCUCGGUCUCCGAUGAAACAGAGAAAUAUCAACUCUUUCUUGCAGGACCUGCCACGGGAACCUUAGGAGACAGCAUGUCAAGUCAUGAUCAGUCUGGGUCGUACCUCAGCUUUAUUGACAUUAAGAUUAAUACAAGUGACAGUAUGUUAAGCACGGGAAUUUCUACUAAAUAUCUGUCUGGGAUGUCAUUUAGUACACCAGACAGAGAUAACGACAGGACUGGAGAAAACUGUGCCAGUCGCUUUGGAGGAGGCUGGUGGUUUAACUCCUGUCACCGGGCCUUCCUUAACGGGCCCUGGUACCCGGCAGUGUGGGUCAAUCCUUGGUUUACUACAGUUCCUUCCGGCUCAUCUGUGAGAAAGACGAUGAUGUUGAUCCAACGUCACUAG